UGCCAAACUCCAUAAACCUCCCUAAAUAGAGAAGAAGAACGACAGCACUGUAAUACCUACAGUUUGUGGAUGUGCCAUGGCGAAUCUGCGGGUUCUCGAGCUUUACAGUGGGAUAGGAGGGAUGCAUUAUGCUCUAAAUGAGAGUGGCAUACCUUCCCAGGUAGUAGCUGCCAUCGACAUAAAUACCACAGCCAAUCAAAUCUACAGGCACAAUUUCCCCGACACCUGUCUCUGGAACAAGACCAUUGAGGGCAUAACACUUGAUGACUUCAAUAAAUUAUCUUUUGACAUGAUUCUGAUGAGCCCUCCUUGCCAGCCUUUCACCAGGAUAGGACUUAAGGGUGACAUUUCUGACCCCAGAACUAAGAGCUUCCUCUACAUCCUUGAUCUUCUGCCAAGGCUGAGCAAGCUGCCCCGCUUCAUCCUGCUGGAGAAUGUGAAAGGCUUUGAGACCUCCUCUGCAAGGGAACGUUUGGUGAAAACACUGAUGGGAUGUGGAUACACUUUCCAGGAGAUCAUGGUUUCACCCACAAGUGUUGGAAUCCCAAAUUCAAGACUGCGUUAUUUCCUGAUUGCUAAGAUUUCAACAGAAAACUCAAGCACCCUGACAAGUUUUAAGAUUUUAGAUGCCAUCCCACAUCCUGCUGAGAGUGAUUCUGCUGAGCUGCCAACAGCCCUGGGUCCUCCCCAUCCAGGUACCUGCCAGCCAGAAGAGGAAAUACCAGGGGGUCAUGUCCUGUAUAAACUAGAGACAACAAUGGAUGCCCAAAGGAAGAUAAAUCAGAACCAUGAUCUGUCUGUCAGGCAGAUCCAAGAUUUCCUGGAACCACAGAUGGAAGUAAUCUUGGAACAUUAUCUCCUUCCUCCUAAAACACUGCUGCGAUAUGCUCUGCUCUUGGAUAUUGUUCGGCCCACAUGCAGGAGGUCUGUCUGCUUUACCAAAGGCUAUGGGCGGUAUGUGGAGGGAACUGGCUCAGUACUGCAGUGCAGCAUGGAAACAGAGAUUCAAAACACCCUGUGCCAGAUGCAGCAAAGCAACCCCAGAACAUAACUGAGCCUCCUCCAUGUUUCACAGUAGUGGUGUCCUCCUCGGUCGUCUUCCAUUCAGUCCACUUUGGCUCAAACAGCGACGGAUGAUGCAAUCUGACACCUUGACCUUGGAGUUCACCUCUAAUCUCUUUGGAAGCUGUUCUGGGCUCUUUGGUUACCAAUCGUAUUAUCCAUCUCUUCAACUUGUCAUGAGUUUUCCUCUUGCGGCCAUGUCCAGAGAGGUUGGCUUCAGUCCAGUGGACCUUAAACUUCUGGAUAAUAUGUGCAACUGUAGUCACAGGAACAUCAAGCUGCUUGGAGAUGGUCUUAAGCCUUUUACCUUUAACAUGCUUGUCUAUAAUAUUGUUUCUAAUUCCCUGAGACAAUUCUCUCCUUAGCUUUCUGUGGUCUAUGUUCAGUGUGGUACACACCAUGAUACCAAACAGCACAGGGACUACUUUUCACCCUUUAAAUAGGCAGACUGACUGAUUACAAGUUUGAAGACACCUGUGAUGUUAAUUACAGGACACACCUUAGUUUAACAUGUUCCUAUGGUCAAAUUAUUUUCAGUCUUUUUUAGGGGUGCCAUCAUCAAUCAUCCAGGCCAGUUUCAUUACUUUGUUUUUUAAAUCAUUCUGUUGAACCACAAUUCAAAAUCAAUGUUCAUUUUCAGUAAAUUUUUAUUUACUA
This is a messenger RNA of Dicentrarchus labrax (European seabass), 1719 nucleotides long. It is a transcript of the gene trdmt1, whose product is annotated as tRNA aspartic acid methyltransferase 1. The transcript has 11 exons. The record is from RefSeq and is a predicted model, not a curated record. The coding region runs from base 77 to 1051 and encodes 324 amino acids. Gene Ontology annotation, molecular function: methyltransferase activity. Lineage: Eukaryota; Metazoa; Chordata; Actinopteri; Moronidae.